CUCUGCAGUAAGGCCCAUUCUUGAAGUCUGUGCUGGUGAUGUGGACCACUGCUGAUCUGCUUGCCCUCUGUUUUUGGGUGAAUGCUGGUGUCCAUGCCGCUCAAAUGGGUCCAAAAUGUGGCACACCUCAGAUGCGGAACCUGAUGGUUCCCUCUCUGAGAGUAGUAGGAGGGACUGAGGCUGCAUAUGGAUCACACCCAUGGCUGGUUUCACUGAAAAACAGAGGUUCUCAUUUUUGUGGAGGAGCCAUCCUGACUGAGCGCUGGCUGAUGACUGCAGCACACUGUUUCACAUCUGUAUCUAAAGAGUUUCUCAGUGGUGUCCGGGUCCUGGUGGGGGAGUUUGACCUGAGAGUAGAUGACGAAGAGGAGCAAGUCUUUCAGAUCAAGUCGGUCUCUGUCCAUGAGAAGUACAACCACGCUUUACCAAUGAACUAUGACAUCGCUCUGGUAGAGCUGGACCAACACAUCCAAAUGGGAUCUCAUGUCUAUCCGAUAUGUCUACCACUGCCUGAUGAGAAUAUUCCUCCUGGAACAAGUUGCAUUGUUGGUGGAUGGGGGAGGACAAGGGAAAGGGGUCACAUUUCUGCAGUACUGAGAGAGGUCCACUUGGAUUUGGUGGACCCAGCCAAGUGUAAACAUGUUCUUCAGACUCUCAAAAGUUCAUUUUUAAGCCAGAGAACAGGUCGACUGCAGCCAGUCAUCACAGUUUUGUGUGCUGGGCCAGAACGAGGAGGAAGAGAUGCCUGCCAGGGAGACUCAGGGGGUCCUCUGGUAUGUCCAGCAGGGUCGGGAAGCAGUCACUGGGUGGUGCUGGGCAUAACUUCCUGGGGUAAAGGCUGUGGUCGGAGUUGGAGAAACAACAGCAGCCAUCAUCCCUCUAGGAGAGGAUCUCCAGGGAUUUUUACUGACGUCAAGCUGCUGCUGCCGUGGAUCAAAAGCAAACUCAGAGAGGCUGAUCUGCUGCAGGGAAAGACUUCAUCAAGACUGUGCAGUGUGAAAGAUGGGCCUGUUUCUGACAUGGAGGGGGUGAUCAGAAACCCCAGCCUCCCUGGUGAUCACUAUGACAACAACCAGUUGUGUUUGUGGAGUAUCGGUGUUCCUGCAGGUUACAGUAUCCUGCUGGAAUUUGAUCAUUUUGAUGUGGAGAAUGAAUCAUAUUGUCAAUAUGAUCGGCUCACUGUUUACAUGGAAACCAACAGGCCUGUUGGGAUAUUCUGUGGACAUCUUCUUCCAGGUCCAGUGUUUUUUCAGAAUUCCCAGUCUGCAACUCUUCUAUUCUCCUCUGACAUUAACAAAGCGGGAAGUGGCUUUGUUGUCAGGCACCGUGCUGUCAAGGGACACACUCAUCCUGGGUGUGGGACAGUUGUUUUAGUCGAGGAUCAAGUUACAAUCCACAGCCCAAAUUACCCACAAUCCUACAGUAAUGACUGCGUUCUCCGUUGGGUUAUCUGUGCUCCACAGGGCCAUGUUGUUAAGCUUGACUUUGCUGAGUUUGACCUGGAGGAGUCUGAGAUAUGUUUGUAUGAUUCCCUCACUGUCCUUGGAGAUGUUGAAGGAACAGAGGAGAUUGCUUUACUGUGCGGCAGCAGCAUCCCUCCUCCCGUCCUGUCCUAUAGCAGCAUCAUGGUGCUUCAGUUCCUGUCAGACAGCACAGUCGCACAUAAGGGCUUCAGGGCUGCUCUGACAUUCAUCAGCAUCACAGAUAUGCAGAAUCAGGAAGGUCAGCCACUUGUUUUCACAGAUAAUCAGCGGCAAACAACAUCUCAUGGUGCAGUUGAACAGCAGUCCAGCAGCAGGGCUCUGCUGCAGGCCAGUGUGGACCAUGAAGCCUCGGUGAAUCCCAGCCCGCAUGUGAGUUUGGCUUCAGAUGAUGAAGACUACAGUGGUGAAUCUCCAGGAGCUGGACAGUAGCUUGCUGGUGUUUGCACUCACUGGACUAUGACCUGUGAAGGCACAAGUUGGACGUUUCAGUCUGUGAUUUUCCGUUAUUAACAGCCAUUUUUCUGCUUACCUGGUCCCUAAUUUCACUAUGUAUCAUGUUUGUUAAAUGUAACAACAAAUACUCUGUUUAAUUCCACUUCAUCCAUCUUGACACUUAAUUAAUAAAAACUGGAUGGAGUGACAUUAAAAGAAAACACAUUUAAUGAAUUGAAAGUGUGUUUUAUCUAUGUACUGGAAACAGGAUAA
Melanotaenia boesemani (Boeseman's rainbowfish) is the source of this 2189-nucleotide messenger RNA. Its product is annotated as ovochymase-2. Bases 39 to 1913 code for a protein of 624 amino acids. Gene Ontology annotation, biological process: acrosome reaction; proteolysis. Gene Ontology annotation, molecular function: serine-type endopeptidase activity. The record is from RefSeq and is a predicted model, not a curated record. The transcript has 16 exons. NCBI's taxonomy places the organism in Eukaryota, Metazoa, Chordata, Actinopteri, Atheriniformes, Melanotaeniidae.